This is a messenger RNA of Nyctereutes procyonoides (raccoon dog), 2751 nucleotides long. It is a transcript of the gene ELMOD1, whose product is annotated as ELMO domain containing 1. The record is from RefSeq and is a predicted model, not a curated record. The coding region runs from base 565 to 1527 and encodes 320 amino acids. The transcript is spliced from 12 exons. Gene Ontology annotation, molecular function: GTPase activator activity. Lineage: Eukaryota; Metazoa; Chordata; Mammalia; Carnivora; Canidae.
CUCCUAGGUUAGGAGGAGGAAAGAACAGAAGUCCAGGGAGAGAGAGUGAGGCUGGGGCUGGAUUGCAACAGUUGCCCGCUGGAGACGGUCAGAUCAAGCACACUCCCCAGCCACAGAAGACAGGAUAGGGGAAACCUGCUCCAUCUCCCCAUUGUGUCCUUGCUUGUGCAUCACCGGAUGUCUGCAGAAGCAUGCUCCUCUAGGACCUGCUGCGAUGGUGGACAUGUUUGUUGUCCAGUAAGGUGGCUGCUGACCAUGUGGCUUUCAAGCAUUUCAAAUGUGGCUAGUACAACUUACACAUACUCUGACAAAGGCAAAUUUGGAAGCAUUUACUUGAGGACAGUGGCUAACACAUAGAUAAUCACAACGGGCGCAAUGAAGCACUUCCUGAGGAUUUCUUCAAGCAAGAAUUAACUUUCAUUAGCAAAUUCAUUGAAACUGUUCAAAAUAAGCCACUUUUCUCUUAUUAUCCCCAAAGAAGACGUCAGUCACAAUUUAAGAUGCUGGAGUAGUGUUGCACUGCAGAGUUCUAGUGGAAGGGUGCUGUCUUUUGUCUUUGACAGAAUGUUGUUCCAGGUGUGCCUGUAUUUUUACUGUAAAUUUUUGUGGCGCUGCCUAAAAUUUGUAAUGAGAAAACUGACUGGAAGAUGUGAAUUGCAACGGAUCUGCUACAAUACCAAACCUGGGGCGUCUAGAACCAUGAAAAUCGAAACAUCACUGAGGGAUUCAAAAAGUAAGCUGCUGCAGACCUCAGUGACUGCUCACCCUGACGCCAUUGAGAAAACCAUAGAGGACAUCAUGGAACUGAAACAAAUUAACCCUGACAUAAAUCCACAGUUGGGAAUCUCUCUUCAAGCUUGCCUUUUGCAAAUUGUUGGCUACAGAAAUCUUAUUGCAGAUGUGGAAAAACUGCGCAGAGAACCCUAUGAUUCUGAUAACCCCCAACAUGAAGAAAUGCUUUUGAAGUUAUGGAAAUUCUUGAAGCCCAAUACUCCAUUGGAAUCUCGAAUUUCUAAGCAAUGGUGUGAAAUUGGUUUCCAAGGUGAUGAUCCUAAAACUGAUUUUCGAGGAAUGGGACUUCUGGGCCUAUACAAUUUGCAGUAUUUUGCAGAAAGGGAUUCUGCAGCGGCUCAGCAGGUCCUCUCUGACUCUCUUCAUCCAAAAUGCAGCAAAUUCAGCAAAGCAGAAUGGGAGAAGAAAAGGAUGGAUAAAGCAAUUGGGUACUCAUUUGCAAUCGUGGGCAUCAAUAUAACUGAUUUGGCAUAUAAUCUACUGGUGAGUGGAGCCCUAAAAACUCACUUCUACAACAUCGCCCCAGAAGCUCCAACACUGUCUCAUUUCCAGCAAACAUUUUGCUAUUUGAUGCAUGAGUUCCAUAAGUUUUGGAUUGAAGAGGACCCCAUGGACAUAAUGGAAUUUAAUCGUGUGCGGGAGAAAUUCCGCAAGAGGAUCAUAAAACAGCUGCAGAACCCAGACAUGGCAUUGUGUCCACACUUUGCUGCCUCAGAAGGUCUAAUCAACAUGUAGUCACCCAUGCUGGUUUUAACGGAUACCCCCAGAACACUGCCUCAUUGUCGUGUUAGAUCCCUGCUUAGGUCCCAGCUCACACACUGAAUGCACAAUGAUUGUAUGCAUGCCUUUUGGUACAGUAUUUUCAUCUCUUGGUCAUAAUUACCAGACCCUCAGAUACCACUAUUUCUGGAGUACCUGUCAUCCAGUGACUGUUCAUAUUGUGGCAUUAUGCAGUGUUACAUUUGCCUUGACACCCAGGUAUGGAGAGAGUUUUCUAUUUUUUUAGAUUGUUUUCCUCCCCCUCAUAAUUCAGCACUGAAGAAUUGUAUUUCUCUAGCUGUAUUUUGUAUGUAAGAGAUUUAGCUGAAUCUUGUUCUGUGAAAGCCUUUUAAUUUAUUGAUAUGUUUCAUGACCACUGUUGCUAGCUCUUCGGGCCAGGUUCACGCUUGAAUUUCAUUCCACUAAAAGUAUACUCAUUCCAUAAAGUAUAUGACUUUCAAGUAAUACAGACAGACAGACACAUGAUAAGCCAAACCAUUCCUGCAAACACAGCUGCGCUUCGUGAAAAUAUAAUGAGGCUGACAAGAAGCAAAUUUAGGUAGGUGCUGUCUUUGUUUGAAGUGUGGCAGAAUUAUAUUGUAACUUCCCCCAGUUGCAACUGUGUCAUAGUCAUAUGAAUACCAGAUUAUUUUAUUCCCAUAAUUUUACUGGCUUGGACGCCUAAAUAUGUUUAUGAUGCUUGGAGCCUCAGAAAAGAAGUAUGCAUACUUCAAAAGCUGCAAAAGGAUUUUCACUGCCUGCCUCUUGCUGAACUCAGAGUUACGCCAUGGCACUGUUCUGAUCCAAGCACCUGUGCUUGGUUUGUUUUCAAUGUCAAGAGGUUAUAUUAAAAAACAAUUUUCAAGAAAAUGUGUUGCAAGAGAGGGACCUAAAAUGUGUCCUUCUGUAAUAGUUCUUGAAAAUAAUGACCUUGCCUUGUAUCAGUGAAAAAAGUAAAUUGCUUGGAAGGGGAAAAAAAAUCAAAUCAUUCCAAAACUGCUAAAGAUCAUUUCAAAAACCAUGAUUUAGUUUGGAAUUAUGAUUGUAGUCUGUUGAAUAGUAUUUACCAUGGCAUUUCAUACCCAUGGUAUUUUAUACCUUCUGACUAUCAAUUUUAGUAUUAUUAGACAUUUGUGUAAUCACUUAUUUAAAUGAAGUCUGAGUACUGCCUGUCAGUUAUAUGAAUAAAUUACAUGUCAU